This is a messenger RNA of Octodon degus (degu), 3110 nucleotides long. RefSeq names its product solute carrier family 26 member 7 (gene Slc26a7). Bases 208 to 2190 code for a protein of 660 amino acids. Lineage: Eukaryota; Metazoa; Chordata; Mammalia; Rodentia; Octodontidae. The record is from RefSeq and is a predicted model, not a curated record. Gene Ontology annotation, cellular component: membrane. The transcript has 20 exons. Gene Ontology annotation, biological process: transmembrane transport. Gene Ontology annotation, molecular function: chloride transmembrane transporter activity; sulfate transmembrane transporter activity; bicarbonate transmembrane transporter activity.
GGAGCAGCUCACCACUGAACCCAUUACUUUUCCAAGAUCAGAAAAAUAUUACAGUGACAGGCACUGCUCCUCAUUCAGAUAAGAAUUCAAGCUUUGACAUUGUAAACCACAGACGAAUUGGAGCCUGGCAUUGAAAAGAAGUGUUCUGCAAUGAUUGUUUUUUUCCUUGUCUAAAGAAGUUGACUUCUACAAGAGGAAAUCUGAAAAAUGACAGGGGCAAAGAGGAAAAAGAAAAGCAUGCUUUGGAGCAAGAUGCACACGGUGCAUUGUGAAGACAUCAAACAGUGGUGCAGGAGGCGGCUACCUAUUCUGGAAUGGGCACCCUGCUACAAUCUGAAAGAAAACCUGCUUCCAGACACUGUGUCUGGGAUCAUGUUGGCAGUUCAACAGGUGACACAAGGACUGGCUUUUGCUAUUCUUUCAUCUGUGCACCCUGUUUUUGGAUUGUAUGGGUCUCUGUUUCCGGCUAUCAUUUAUGCCAUAUUUGGAAUGGGACGUCAUGUUGCCACAGGCACCUUUGCCUUGACAUCUUUAAUAUCAGCCAAUGCUGUGGAACGGCUGGUCCCUCAAAGCAGUCAGAAUCUCACCACACAGAAUAACUCCAGUCUGCUGGGCUUGUCUGACUUCGAGGUACAAAGGAUCGGCGUGGCAGCGGCAGUCUCCUUCUUGGGAGGGGUGAUUCAGGUGGCCAUGUUUGUGCUACACUUGGGUAGCGCCACAUUCCUGCUUACAGAGCCUGUGAUCAGUGCGAUGACAACCGGGGCUGCCACCCAUGUGGUGACUUCGCAAGUCAAAUAUCUCUUGGGAAUAAAAAUACCUUAUAUAUCGGGACCUCUUGGAUUUUUUUACAUCUAUGCCUAUGUCUUUGAGAACAUCAAGUCUGUCCAGCUGGAAGCUCUGCUCUUAUCCUCGCUGAGCAUCGUUGUGCUUGUUCUUGUUAAGGAGCUGAAUGAACAGUUUCAAAGAAAAAUUAAAGUUGUUCUUCCUGUCGAUUUAGUUUUGAUUAUUGCAGCAUCGUUUGCUUGUUAUUGUACCAAUAUGGAAAGCGUAUAUGGAUUAGAAGUAGUUGGUCAUAUUCCAAAAGGAAUCCCUCCACCAAGAGUCCCCCCGAUGAACGUCCUCUCUGCAGUGGUCACUGAAGCUUUUGGAGUUGCUCUUGUCGGCUACGUGGCCUCACUGGCUCUUGCACAAGGGUCGGCCAAAAAAUUCAAAUAUUCAGUGGAUGACAACCAGGAGCUUUUGGCCCAUGGCCUCAGCAACGUGAUUCCUUCAUUUUUCUUCUGUAUCCCAAGUGCGGCUGCCAUGGGAAGGACCGCUGGACUGUACAGCACGGGAGCAAAGACACAGGUGGCUUGUCUAAUAUCUUGCAUUUUCAUCCUUAUAGUCAUCUACGUAAUAGGACCUUUGCUGUACUGGCUGCCCAUGUGUGUUCUUGCAAGCAUUAUUGUUGUGGGACUCAAAGGCAUGCUAAUACAGUUCCGAGACUUAAAAAAAUAUUGGAAUGUGGAUAAAAUCGAUUGGGGUAUAUGGGUCAGUACAUAUAUAUUUACAAUAUGCUUCGCUGCCAAUGUGGGACUGCUGUUUGGUGUUGUCUGUACCAUAGCUAUAGUGAUAGGACGCUUCCCAAGAGCAAAGACUUUAAGUAUUAGAAACAUGAAAGAAAUGGAAUUUAAAGUGAAGACAGAAACAGAUGAUGAGACCAUGCAUCAGGUGAGAAUCAUCUCAAUAAACAACCCGCUUGUUUUCCUGAAUGUGAAGAAAUUCCAUACUGAUUUAAAGAACAUAAUCCAAAGGGAAAAUGCUGCCAGCCACCCACUUGAUGAUAUCAGCAAGUGUCAAAAGAAUAGUACUUUAAAAAGUGCAUUAUUCAGACUCUCUAGAGGCCUCUGUUCUAAAGAUGCUUCACAGGCCUGUCUUACAGAGAAGUGGUCUUUAAUCCUGGAUUGCAGUGGGCUGACCUUUUAUGACUAUUCUGGAGUCUCCAUGCUCGUUGAGGUCUACAUGGACUGUAAGGGUACAAAUAUGGAUGUAUCAUUAGCCAAUUGCACAGAUUCUCUGAUAAAAGCAAUGAAGUAUUAUGGAAAUCUAGACUCAGAGACCCCAAUUUUUUUUGAAUCAGUAUCUGCUGCAAUAAGUAAUAUCUACUCAAAUAAGAGUUUGAACAAACUCAGUGACCACACUGAAGUCUGAGAUCCUUGCAUGAAAGUACAGACCUUGCUUGCAGCAACUACCCCGAAGAGGCCAUAUACUGGCAUUUUGCACCACUUUCUGUUGUUUAGGUCCUAAACGUGACUUCCACUAUAAAUAUGAUGUGAUUUAGUAUUGCAUAGCCACUGGCCAAGAUUUGUCAACAAUUUUUAAUGUCUUUGCUAGUAAGCAAAUUUACUUAGUUAUUUUAUAUAAGAAUUAGUGUGCAUUUAGUUUUAAUGUACUGAAGGAUAAACAUGAUUUUUUUUACAGUAUCUUACAUUGUUUUAUUCCUACAUUUUAUUCCUAAGUUAAUUUUUAAGACAUAGAAACACUUUUGUCUUAGAGAUUUUGGAUGUUUACAAGCCAUUUGUAAAACUCCAGGAUUAUCUGCAACCUAAAAACAAUACAUAAAAACAACCUAGCAAAUGUGCCUAAUCUCCAGCUCCUGUCUUCUCAAAGGCCAUCUAAACAUCAGUCUGACGAACUACUACGUUGUACAAACCAAAUAGAAAUACACGACACCCUGGAAGUCCCUGCUUCCUCUACCUUUCAUCACAUUCAUUCCUGAAGUUUUCAUGCCUUAACCAAGAACGUUUUCAUGAUCAGGAAAUCAGUAUCCUAAAAGCUAAGCUCUUGGCACUGCUCUGUUUUUCUAAGAAUAUUGGAAGUCCUUGGGCUCUUCACACAGGAUAACUCUCUAAUUUUUACAUUUCCACUCCAUGAAAAUCCUCUGCUUAAGUUUGUUGGAGCUCAAGGAUUUGGAAAUCGCAUAUUUUAUCUUUUUCACAAGUAGAAUUUUUAGAUAAGAAAGUAUCACUGUGAGGCUAACCUUAUGCUAUCUCAGGAUAGGAGUAACAUUAGUAGGUUUGAACUUCCUUAUUUCAAAGAUACUGUUAAUAAAAUAUAUUUAUCUAUCUUUA